AUGCAAAGAGUGAGAAAUCUCGAACUAUUACCUGUUGAUCCUAAACCAGAGCGCACAUUUCACCUUCUAAGAUGUAUACAAAGAGAAGAACGUGAGAUUGAGAUCUUCUACAACGGGCUAAAUGGGCAGACAAGAACGAUAGUAGAUGCAGUUGCAGGAGGCACUUUAAUGGCUAAAACAGCAGAGGCUGCAUAUUCCUUGUUGGAUGACAUAGAUACAAACAAUUGGUCAGUUGGCUACAUCAAUAAAGUCUCAACAGCAAGGAAAGUUUCCAAGUUAUAUAGAUUAAGGAAGAGCAAGCAAAUCGAAAAGAGCAUGCCCAUAGAAGAAUCUAUUCAUUCUCCCGAAAAUGAAGAAGACCAGAUAGUAGCAGAGCAAGAAAAUCAAGCCGAAGAGACACCAAAAGCUUACAAACAUCAUUCUUUAUCAUUCCCUGAUAACCCACCAGUUCUCAAACCAGCAUUUCCUUUUCCCAACAUGUCGAAUUACGCUAAAUUCAUGAAGGAGGUAAUGUCAAGGAAGAGGAAAUUGGAAGAGUAUGAAACAAUGGAGUUGACAGAGAAAUGUAGCACUAUUCUCCGGAAGAAACUUUCCCAGAAAAGAAAAGAUCUCGGCAGCUUCACUAUUCUCUACACUAUUAGAAGCUCCUCUUUUGAUAAAGCCCUGUGUGAUUUUGGAGUGAGCAUCAAUUUGAUGCCUUUGUCAGUAUUCAAAAAGCUGGGUCUCAGAGAAGUCAAGCCAACAACAGUAACCUUGCAGUUAGCCGACUUCAUGGUUUUGGAUAUGGAAGAAGAUCAGAAGAUUCCAUUGAUUUUUGACUUCAUCGAUUCUGCUGUUAAGGAAGAAAAAGUGUUCGUUGAAGAUCCUCUAGAGCAUUGUAUGAUGUUUAGUGCAACCAAGGAAGACAUUAACACUUCUGGAAGAAAGUUGAACAAGGCAACUAGAAAAAAUCACUUCCCAUUUCCGUUCAUCGAUCAAAUGUUAGACAGAUUGGCCGGCGAUUCCCACUACUGUUCUCUUGAUGGGUACUCUAGCUACAAUCAAAUUACAAUAGCACCAGAGGAUUAA
Molecule: messenger RNA, 1068 nt
Organism: Olea europaea var. sylvestris
Lineage: Eukaryota; Viridiplantae; Streptophyta; Magnoliopsida; Lamiales; Oleaceae
Exons: 7
Coding region: 1-1068 (355 amino acids)
Source: RefSeq, a predicted model, not a curated record